AUGUCAUUUGAAGAUCAGGGCUAUGGUUACAAUUCUGAAGAAUUGAAGACUCGUCCUACAAGUGGGGAUGGGGAGGUUGAGAGGGAAGUGUUUCCCAAGUUUAAUGAGGAGCAGGCCUUUGGUAAGUACAGCUUGAGCUUGGAAUGGAGUUUGGCAGCUUGGAGCACUUUAAAUUGGGUGUCAAAGACUAUUGGGAGGCAAUUUGUAUGGGUUAAGAAUGACAAAGUAAGAUCAAGGGCCAAGUGCUCAAAUGCUGACUGUGAGUGGAUGAUAUAUUGUUCUUGGAGUAACAAAUUCAAUUGUUUCCAAGUCAAGACAUUCAAUGAAAACCACACGUGCUGCAGAAUUUUCAAAAAUGAAAGGGCCACCAGGGAUUGGGUUGCUGUAAAGUUGGAGAAAAGGCUGGUCACACAACCCAAUAUGACAAGAGCCGAGGCUUAUGAGCAUUUAAAGGAAGAGUACAAGGUCCAUGUUCAUCUGAAGAAAUUAGGGAAGGCACUACACAAAGCCAAGAGAAGAAUAGAAGGAAAUGAGAAGGAACAGUAUGCCAAGCUAAGGGACUACCUGGCUGAGCAACCCUGGCUGCACUUGCCAGAUGCAAUGGGAGAGGAUGCAAAUAAGAGUUUUUAUGUCAUUGCUUUUGCAGUUGUUGAUAGUGAGACUAAAGAAAAUUGGAAGUGGUUUUUGAACUUGUUACAAGAGGACAUUGGCAGCCAUGUAGUACAUGGCUGGAACUUCAUUUCUGAUCAACAAAAGGGUUUGAUACCAGCAUUACAGGAGGUCAUGCCUGGUGCCCAUCACAGGUUCUGUGUGCAGCACGUGUGGAAGAAUUUUAUUAAGCAAUGGAAGGACAAAGCCAUUAGGGGAAUAGUGUGGGAAGCUGCACGCUGCACUACUGUGCCCCAAUUCCAAAGAACAAUGCAGAAAUUGAAGGAGUUGAAUGAAGAUGCUUGGGCAUACCUUCACAAGAUUGACCCCUCAUGCUGGGUGAAGGCCUAUUUUAGUCACUGGCCCAAGUGUGACAAUAUAACCAACAACAUGGCUGAGGUGUGGAAUGCAAAAAUUGUUGGAUACAGUCCAAGCCCAUUGUCAGCCUAUGUGAAGAACUUAGAUGCUAUAUCAUGA
Gastrolobium bilobum is the source of this 1125-nucleotide messenger RNA. RefSeq lists its product as uncharacterized. Bases 1 to 1125 code for a protein of 374 amino acids. Gene Ontology annotation, molecular function: transposase activity; DNA binding. Lineage: Eukaryota; Viridiplantae; Streptophyta; Magnoliopsida; Fabales; Fabaceae. Gene Ontology annotation, biological process: DNA transposition. The record is from RefSeq and is a predicted model, not a curated record. The transcript is spliced from 3 exons.